Messenger RNA from Hyaloscypha bicolor E, 564 nucleotides. Its product is annotated as ADP-ribosylation factor. Gene Ontology annotation, molecular function: GTPase activity; GTP binding. Gene Ontology annotation, cellular component: cytoplasm. The record is from RefSeq and is a predicted model, not a curated record. Gene Ontology annotation, biological process: intracellular protein transport; vesicle-mediated transport. Lineage: Eukaryota; Fungi; Ascomycota; Leotiomycetes; Helotiales; Hyaloscyphaceae. The transcript is spliced from 4 exons. Bases 1 to 564 code for a protein of 187 amino acids.
AUGGGAGGCCAACUGUCGAAAAUGAUGGGCAAGAUCUUCGGAUCCAAGGAGAUGCGGCUGCUGAUGCUGGGCCUGGACGCCGCGGGCAAGACGACGAUACUGUACAAGCUGAAGCUGAACCAGGACGUCACUACAAUUCCUACGGUGGGAUUUAACGUGGAGACUGUGACGUAUAAGAAUGUUAAGUUUAAUGUUUGGGAUGUGGGGGGACAGGAUAAGAUUCGGCCGCUUUGGAGGCAUUAUUUUAGUGGAACACAAGGCCUUAUCUUCGUGAUCGACUCCUCAGACAAAGCACGCAUAGACGAGGCGAGACAGGAAUUACACCGCAUCAUCAACGAUCGAGAGAUGAAGGAGUCGCUACUGCUCGUAUUUGCCAAUAAGCAAGACAUCCCGGGAGCCAUGAAACCCCAAGAAGUUACCGACGCCCUGAAGCUCUCGCAGCUGAAAGAUAAAAUCUGGUUCGUGGUGCCGAGUUGCGCAACGACUGGUGAGGGGUUAUUGGAAGGAUUGGCAUGGCUCUCAAACAACGUAAAAUCACCACCCAACGUACAGGGAAAGAAAUAG